Messenger RNA from Vicugna pacos (alpaca), 5372 nucleotides. RefSeq names its product cerebellin 3 precursor (gene CBLN3). Gene Ontology annotation, cellular component: synapse. The record is from RefSeq and is a predicted model, not a curated record. Lineage: Eukaryota; Metazoa; Chordata; Mammalia; Artiodactyla; Camelidae. Gene Ontology annotation, molecular function: protein binding. Gene Ontology annotation, biological process: maintenance of synapse structure.
CUGUCGUCACCGACUCUCGCUCCAAGCCUGAGGGUCAGCUCUCCCCGCUCCUCUGGGUUUUCGGUGGCUCCGCGCAGUUGUUUCUCAGGAACGGGGAACCACUAACUGAGAGUCGGAGGUGAAAGGGCCUUAAAGGGACUAAUCCUGUCCCUUCGGAUGAAGAUAUGGAAGACCAAGGAAAGAAAGAGACUGGCCCAGGGUCACAGGAUAGUGACACUGUUGGCCCAAGCACUUUCCACCAAAACAAAUGUGGGGAAAACACAAGGACACUCUCUUGUUUCCAACAAGAAAAGAGGAAAAGAGGCUGCUAGGAGGGAUUCUGAAGAGGGGAGGAGUGAGGAGGAGGAAGAGGCUGCAGGAACUGUCUCACAUAUAUGCACGCACUCACACAUAUGCACACAUGCACACACAUUCUCAGGCAUACACCCGUGUUCUCUGUGAUCCCAGUUCCAGCCUCCAGUGCUCUUGGGAGGGGCUGCCCUGUGGUUCUGGCUGUAGCCCUCCUGUCUGGCUGCCUCGUUUCUCCUCUCCCUCCCAGAGCCCAACUGCUGUCAUUUUGUGCCCUGCCAAGGAGGAGGGAACUGCAGUGACAGCAGGAGUGAGAGGCAAGACAGAAUCUUGGGGCACAGAGAGGUAUGGAGAGGGAGAUGCCAAGACCAGGUGACAGUGAGUCCCAGAGAGAGAGCUGAGAGGCAGGGUGUGGGGUGGUUAGAGCCUAGGGGAGAGAAGGGCAAACCAAGGAACAGAAAGAGAAGGCUUGUGGGUCACAGAGCCACUCAGCCAUGCUGGGAGCAAAGCGACACUGGCCACCAGGUCCCUUACUCAGCCCCAGGCUGCCCUUGGCCCUGACACUUCUGGCCCUGAGGGCCGGGUGGGCCCAGGAAGGGACAGAGCCAGUUCUCCUGGAAGGUGAAUGCCUGGUGGUCUGUGAGCCUGGCCGAGCUGCUGCAGGGGGGGCCGGGGGAGCAGCCCUGGGGGAGGCGCCCCCUGGAAGAGUAGCAUUUGCUGCAGUCCGAAGCCACCACCAUGAGCCAUCAGGAGAGAUUGGCAACGGCACCAGUGGGGCCAUCUACUUCGACCAGGUCCUGGUGAACGAGGGCGGUGGCUUUGACCGGGCCUCGGGCUCCUUCGUGGCCCCUGUCCGGGGUGUCUACAGCUUCCGGUUCCAUGUGGUGAAGGUGUACAACCGCCAAACCGUUCAGGUGAGCCUGAUGCUGAACACAUGGCCUGUCAUCUCAGCCUUUGCCAAUGACCCUGACGUGACCCGGGAGGCAGCCACCAGCUCUGUGCUCCUGCCCCUGGACCCUGGGGACCGGGUAUCUCUGCGCCUGCGUCGAGGGAACCUGCUGGGUGGCUGGAAAUACUCCAGCUUCUCUGGUUUCCUCAUUUUCCCACUCUGAGGACUCUAGCCUUUCAAGGAUGGUAAUCUAGGCCCUGACUUCUGUCCUCUGCCCUCUCCUGCCCCAGAAGCAGCACCUUUAGUGUGGGAGAGGGGAUCCCUCUGGCUGCCUAUAUUCCACCUCCUUGCAUGGGACCCUGUGCCAUACAUCCAAGAUGAAGAGUAGAGCUGUGGUGUCUCGGGACCUGCCCCUCUUACUCCACCCCCACAAUUGCCUCCCAGCCUCCCACUGCAUCUCCUUCUGCCAGCUGCCCUAGGGUCAGGGCAGGGUUUGGCAGGUAGGGAGGCAGGGGCUACUUUGCAGACUCUGCUCCUCCUGCCCCCAUCCCCAACUCAAGCUUCCUGCUCAGUGCUAUUUGGGAACAGGUGGUACAGGUGAGCCUGACAGGCACCUACAGGGGACCAGAUGGACCAGCCUCAGUGUGCUCUGCAGGCUCAUUCCUGUGAGGAGUGCCAGCAUCACAGAUCUCAGCCAGCACAGUCAGAAGCUGAGCCAGCAGUGUGUGGGCUGGGACGGGAGGUUCAACCAGUAGAAGGAGUGUGGGGUGGUCCACAGAGCAGCCCGGAGCCUGUGGCUGGGGCAGCAAGAAGGGGACAUGCGCCCAGCCCAAACACAGUACAUAUUUUUCAUGUACCUUGGGGCAGCCAGCAGGCAGUGAACCUGGUGCCUGUCUGUUUCAAAUCCCAGAUGGACUCUGGCCCUCACCUCCCCACCCAGGACACGUGGUGUGUAUGUUUGCUUUGGCCGAGAGUGGUUAUAUAGAGCUGCCUUUGGAGGCUGGUGAUGGAGGUCAGUCACACGUGGGCAAGUGUAGAUCUCCAGGUAUGGAACACAUCAGUGACCGUGGCUACCCCCUGGAACUGGUCCACCUUUAUAGUCUGAACUAUAAUCGCUUCGUGCUCUGAGCACCACUUCCUUCCUCCCAGCUCUCUCAGUGACCUUCACUGUACCUGCUCAACACUAUCCCAUCACCUUUCUUCUUUCUCCUGGUCUGUACUGUCUUAUCCUCCUUCUUAAAAGUCCAAUUACCUUGGAUUCCAUGACUCACCCCUUCAACCACUCUCCUGCCAGUGUUAUAAAUUUUGUCUCGCCUGUCUGUCCCAUUGGCCCAGCAUGGACAAAUCUACCAAUAAAGUAGAGAAUAGUGAUCAGUGAGACCCUGUAGGAUCACUAAAGAGAGAAGAUGCCAUUACAAUUUGGUUCAGGGCUUAUAGGGUACAAGAAGAUAUGUUGUAGAGAAAAUAAAUGUCACUAUAUGUUAGAGUCAAAUAAAAAAGGAUUUGGUAGUGCUUGAGUUAAAUAGGAAAUACCAGUGUGAAUUUGUGGUUUUCAAAAGAAAUAACUUUUUCAAACUUUGUCACUAAAGUAGCAUAGAAACAACAUCAGGAAAAAUCCGAUAUGCAUUCUUAGCACCUGGAUCUUUGCCUCAAAUAUUACUCACUUUUAAAAGGACUCAGGGUUUCUUGAAGAAUAGAGCCAUAAAUAACUCUAGGCAUGGAACAUGUUAUUGAAGACAAAAAGCAAGGAUACUUUUUUUAAAUGUACAGCUUAGAGGUGAGAAGGCAAAGGAACCAAUUUUAUAGGCUCCUAACUGACAUUCUGUGACAAUUUGAUAAUCAAAAGAAAAAUAGUACAGUUAAUUGGAACAGGGUGAAUUUUUAAAAUCCAUGACUCUUGUGAUUUUCAAAAAGGAAAAAGUCACUGUAAAAUAUGCAAAAAGGUAGUUAAUAUACUAUGUGAAGUAUGAAUAUAAUAGAAUAUUUUUAGUUAAUUUUGGUAAGUAAAAGAGUAUAAACAUAAUAUAGCAGAUAUUUUAUCUAUUCAUAAAAUACAUUUAUUUUUCUUUAUCUGCAUAAGUAGGGAAGGAUGGAUACAGAGAACUGUGAGUGAUUCCAGAAAAAAACUGGAACUUUACCAAGAAUGAAAGAGACUGAUUGGCACCAUCUGGUCAUACGUUACAACUAGGAAGAAAGUCCAACAGUGUGUUACAUGAUGAUGAAUUAGUCAAACAUCCAAAAGAUAACUGGCCACUGCUCAAACCUGAUCCAUCAUCUCUUAGAAAGAGAGCUUCUAUACUACCCUACUAAUUGUAAGGAGAUUACAGAGACAAUAAAAUGCAAAAUCAUAAUAGCUUGAACAAGAUAAUGGAUUAUUUCUGUCUCACAUAGAAGAAUCUGCAAAUAAAGGGUCAAGGGAUGGAUGGCAGUUUUAUGAUCAUCACAGCCCAGUUUCCUUUCUUGAUGUUCUACCAUCUUUAGCAUAUCAUCUCCUGACCCAAGAUGGCUCCUUGUGCUCCAACCAUUACAUCAGCCUUACAGCCCCCAGGAAGAAAGAAAGAAGAAAGGGCACACCCAUUUCCUUUUAAAGAAACUUUUUGAAAGGUGCACCCAACACUUCUUUUUCUUUUUUUCGAUUAUUUUUUUUGAAUGUAUAAUGAGGGAAGUCUAGGAUCACAGCAUGAUUGACUAAUAGAACUAUGACCAUAAACCAUGUAUCUUGUUUCCUAGUUAAGACUCUGCAUUCUCUCUUCCUCUCUGUCUCUUUCUUUUUUUUUUUCCCCUGGGAGUGGGGUGAGGUAAUUAUGUUUAUUUACUUACUUUUUUAGUGGAGGUACUAGGGGUUGAACCCAGGACCUCAUGCAUGCUAGGCAUGCAGUUUACCAAUGAGCUAUACCCUCCUCCCCACCCAACAUUUCUGAUUGCAUCUCACUGGCUAGCAUUUAGUCACAACCUGGCCACACCAGGCAAGGGAGAGAGGCUAGGAAACAGAGUCUUUAGUCCAGGCAGCCAUGCCUAGCUGAAAGUCAGGAGUUAUAUAAGAAGAAGAGGAGAUGGGAUAUUGGAGAAAGCAACAAUAUCAGGGCCACUGGGGAAGUUUUUUAUAAAUGCAAAUGAGCUAGGUAAAUUUAUACAAUAAUGGCAGUAAAGUUAUUGUAUUAGUUUUCUAUUGCUGUAAAACAAUUGCAACAAAGUUAGUGUCUUAACACAACUUUGACCUAUUUACUAUCUUACAGUUUCUGUGAGUCAGAAGUCCAGCACAGCAUGACUGGAUUCUCUGCUCGGGAUUUUAUUAGGUCAAGAGCCAGGUGUAAGCAGGGCUGCCUUCCUUACUGAAAUGGUGCAGUCCACUCCCAAGCACAUUCAGAAAUCAGUUCCUUGUGGUUGUAGGAUUGAGGUCCCUGACUAUCAGUCUUCGGGUUAACAAUGUCAGACCAAGUCCUUCUCACAGUUUGAGUCUCUGACCUACCCUUCUGCCAUGCCUCUGACUUGAGUGGAGAAAAUUCUCUGAUUUUAAGGACUAGUGUGAUUAGACUGGGCCACCCAGAUAAACCAGGAUAAUCUCUCUAUUUUAAGGCCCAUAACUUUAAUUACAUAUGAAAAUGUCCCUUUGGCAUUAAACACAACUUAUUCAGUGGUUCCAGGGAUUCAGGCAUGGAUAUCUUUGGGACAUCUGCAUAUCACAGUCAUUAAAUUUAAAGAUGACAUCAUUUAAAGAAAAAAACACCCGGUUACAGUAUGCUUAAUACAUGGAAAAGGUGUGGGCUUGAAAUUUCCCAAGAUAUGUAGGAUAAAUACUGUCUCAAAGUUCCAUCAUCUUAGAAGGUAAAAGCAGUGUCCAGGUCCCAACCAAGAAUUCACUGAUUAAACCCAAAACUUCAUCUGCACUGAGAUAAUACUCCUCUUUUGUAUAUCCAAAUUCAAAAAUUGUUCUGAACUGAGACAGUGUCCUCUUGGGUCUACAAACCCAUUUUUAUAAUGAGUUUAAGUGUAGGUGUAAUACAUUUUAUAAUCCUUGCAAGAUGUAUGUGCUUUACCAAAAUGUUUAUGCUUUUAGAGAAGCUGACAUAUUAUACUGGCGAUUCUACUGAAAUGUGUAGGGGUAUUUAAGUUUGCAACCAAUGUUUAAAUAAUUUGAUUUCUAAAAUGUGUAGAUUUUGACUUGUUGGUUAUAUAAAUGGUGUUUAAAUAUUUA